AUGUAUAUCUUUUCUUUCCUUCAAUUUUCUAUAUUCUCGUUUUUUUCUUUCUUUACAUAUUCUUUAUUUCUUCUUAGGAUUUCUUUCUUUCUUUCUUUAAGGAUUUAUACCCUGUCUUUAAAUUUUGCAUAUAUUCUUUUUCCUUUGAAUAUCGUAUUUUCUAUCUAUCUAUCUAUCUAUCUAUCUAUCUAUCUAUCUAUCUAUGUUGCAUUUUCUUUCUAUCUACCUAUCUUAGUCUAUUCACGUCUGUCUGUCUGUCUAUCUCAGUCUAUUCAUAUCUGUUCAUCUCAGUCUAUUUAUAUCUAUCUAUCUCUGUCUAUAUCUAUCUAUCUAUCUAUCUAUCUAUCUAUCUAUCUAUCUCAGCCUUUUCAUAUCUGUCUAUCUCAGUCUAUUUAUAUCUAUCUAUCUCAGUCUGUUUAUCUAUCUAUCUAUCUAUCUAUCUAUCUAUCUAUCUGUCUAUCUAUCUAUCUAUCUAUCUAUCUACGUUGCAGUUUCUAUCUACCUAUCUCAGCCUAUUCAUAUCUCUCUAUCUAUCUCAGUCUAUUUAUAUCUAUCUAUCUAUGUUGCAGUUUCUAUCUAUCUACCUAUCUCAGCCUAUUCAUAUCUGUCUAUCUAUCUCAGUCUAUCUAUCUAUCUAUCUAUCUAUCUAUCUAUCUAUCUAUCUAUCUAUCUAUCUGUUUCUUUCUCUUAUUUUCCUAA
Molecule: messenger RNA, 699 nt
Organism: Acanthosepion pharaonis
Lineage: Eukaryota; Metazoa; Mollusca; Cephalopoda; Sepiida; Sepiidae
Source: the annotation of a GenBank genome assembly